AAAGUGAUGUUAUAAAUACGACAGAGCUGUUGGAGAAGCAGACGCUCAACGCCCGGGCGAUAAUUCAAGGUUGGGUCGCCACCACCUCGUAGCGGAACAACAAAGCGGUUGAUCCGUAAAGCCACCGUCGCUCCACCUGCGCGGCUCCGGAUGCCGGAGAGGAGGAGUCAGGCUGGAGCACGCGCCUGGCCCGAACCUGCGGCCGUAGACCUGUCUGCGAGGAGGACGGAGCGGCGCGGCGCGGCGCGGAGCGGAGCGGCGCGGCGGAGGGAGGGGUAGCUGCCGACAGAAUCGCCGAGCACCGACGGCGGCGAAGUGUCGCUGCACCUUACGAACCGGGGACGAGUCCGUUCCCCCACGAGCUGCUUCCCACGCGCACGGGCGGACGCGUUUAAUGGCAUUCGCGGAGUCUCCGCGGGCAGAAGAGGAGUCGUUACGGCGCGAGUUAGCUCAGGUUAGCUCGCUAACAAGCUGACUGACAUGGCUGUCUAACAGGCUGCCAAGCAUCUCUUCAUGGAUCACAGAGGACACCAAAGAAAACCACAGCAUCAUUGAGCAUAGCCAAUAACUAGGGAAUCUGAUACACAGGUAUAUCAUUAGACUGACUUCAGUGCAUGCGGCCUUUUGAGUUGUUCAUAGGCAUCUGUGGGGCAGCCCGAAGGCCUGUCGCUAUGCACUCCAAAAGAAGAGAAAUGAGCUGCGUGGAUCCUGGGAGGAGCAGACCUCUUUUAUACAGGACUAUUCCUCUGGUAAUAGGGCUUCUAGUGACUAUGGCCCAGGGGACUGUGUCAGAACACCAAGAAACAAUGGUGGAGAUCAUAUCUGUGGAACUCGAGGCUUCUAUGCAGUCCUCUGUGCUCUCUGAGCUCCAGGCUGCAGCAUCCUCAGUAGGUGAGGGGCCACCUACAGCCAUCGCAGAGCCUGCAAGAAAUGGCGGCGUGCAUGCUGGCAUACCUGACUCCUCUGCAGUCACUGGCCAGGUGUUCCAGUUGAAGGUUCCACCAGGACCGGCCAAUGCUAGCUGCAACGUUCGCCUCACAGAGAUGGGGAAGGAGACACUACCCUCCUGGCUAUAUUGGGACAAAGAACAAUGCAUUUUGAGAGGCUUGGCUCUGGAGCAGGAUAAAGGUGUGUAUCAUAUCUUGGUGUCUGGCGAGGAGAUAAUUGAGAAGAAUGGCAGCGAAAUGUUCCCCAGUACAGUCUUCUCCAUCGAAGUAUUCCCAGAAGAACGGGCAGACACAGAGCCAGCCCUGUUAACUCUUCAGUCUGACAGCAGUGGCCUCCAGCCUUUCACCUGUGGCUCUGAGGAACUUGCUACUGUCCUCACUGUCAUCCUGGAUGCUGACUUGACAAAGAUGCUGGCAGAACAGAGGGUCAACUUACUAGGCAUAAUGAGAAAAUUCUCGCAUGUGCCUCUGGAGCACAUGCGGGUGGUCCCUGUUGUCAACAACCGCUUGUUUGACAUGUCUGCUUUCAUGGCUGGACCAGGGAAUGCUAAGAAAGUGGUUGAGAAUGGGGCCCUGUUGUCAUGGAAGCUUGGAUGUGCUCUUGACCAGAGCAAUAUCCCAGAUAUUAGCAGCGUACAGUAUUCGGCCAAAGACGGGACCAUGUCCUCCAGGCUGGGCUACCCGGUAGUUGGUUGGCACAUUGUCAACAAAAAGCCCCAUGGAGUAAAAAGGGUCAGGCGGCAGUUGAACAACACUCCUACCCCAGUGCCCUCCGUUCUUCCUCCAACUACUCACCCAGAGCCCCCGCUUCGUGUCGUUCCCACCCCAACGUCUCCCUCUAUCGCUCCAGCAACUGACAACACGGCUCCCCCUGUACGAGGCCCUUUACCUCUUCCAGUUAAGCCCACUAUGAGGGUCAGGGAUCAAAUAGCCCACACACCUGUCUUUGGACCCCCCCAACCAACAAGAGUAAUAGGAAUUACAAGCACCAUCCCUAUCCAACCAACCAUGACCAGGCCUACUUUUGUGGAGGCCACAGCUGUGCCAACGCCACCAUCCACAACCAAAAAACCCAAACCUACUGCUACAAGGAAGCCCAAGAAACCCAAAACAUCCACCCCAGCUCCCCGGGAGCCCAAAUCCACCACACCUAAACCUCCGAGGCGCACAACACCCUUCUCACUGGCUCCAGAUUCAAACGAUCAGCCACAGAUCCGUAACGCAAUAGAUCAGGUGAAUGCAUGGGUCGGCACAUAUUUUGAAGUUAAAAUUCCCCCCGAUACAUUUUUUGACAAAGAGGAUGGCACCACUGAUAAGCUACGUUUAACUCUGAAGAAAACCCCCAAAGAAGCAGUGAAUGAAACAUCUUGGAUACAGUUCAAUAGCACGAUCCAGCUCCUGUACGGCCUCCCAGGUGAGAACGAUACUGGGAAACACGAGUACUUCAUGCUAGCCACUGAUAAAGGUGGCAGGAGCGUUAUGGAUGCAUUUGAGGUACAAGUCAACAAUUGGUCCACUAAUGGCAAACCAUCAGUUGUGUUUACUGCUCGUUUCCAUGGUGACGCCACCACUUUAAACAAUGAUGUUCAUAAGAAAAUUCUUUUGGCCCGAAAGUUGGCUUAUGCCUUUGGGGAUCGCAACAGCAGUGCGGUGACCCUGAGAAACAUCACAAGCGGCUCCAUUGUGGUGGAAUGGACCAAUAACAGUCUCCAAGAAAGUCCUUGUCCAAAGGAGCAGAUCAUCAGUCUCAGCAACAGGAUCUCUGAUAACAAAGGGAAACCUAAACAAGCCUUCGUCAAAGCCAUGGAGCCAGAAUUUAUACCUAUCAACAUCUCUGUUCGAGGCGCCAAUAAAUGUCAGAGCUACAUGUUCAUUCCACCAGGAGAGGUGCAUUUGCCUGUUCUGCCCACAGCUACACCUUCACCUGGGAGCAGUCGUAGCAGUGGCACUGAUGACGUUUACCUGCACACCGUCAUUCCUGCUGUUGUGGUGGCUGCGCUGCUGCUCAUAGCCGGGAUCAUAGCUAUGGUCUGCUAUCGCAAGAAGCGCAAGGGGAAGAUGACGAUAGAGGAGCAGGCCACCUUCAUCAAGAAAGGAGUCCCCAUAAUCUUUGCUGAUGAAUUAGAUGAUUCCAAGUCUCCUCCGUCCUCCAGCAUUCCUCUGAUUCUUCAGGAGGAAAAGCCUCCACUUCCUCCUCCAGAGUACCCUAAUAUGGCCGGUCCCCACAGUACUCUACUUAACCAGGAUCUGCUGGAGGAGUAUUCUCUUUAUCAAGAUGAUGACCCUAAUGCGCCUCCUUAUCAGCCACCACCACCAUUUACUGUCCCCAUAGAGGGCAAGGGCUCCCGGCCCAAGAACAUGACCGCGUACAGGUCACCUCCCCCUUACGUGCCUCCCUAACGCACACUGGAGCUUUAAGUUUGGGAAGCAGCUGCAAUGUAGGGAUGCUUGUUGACUGCGACGUGACUUUGACUUUGUAGAGAAGCAGGCAACCAUACAGUACCAUUUAUCUGAAAAUCAUGGAUAGGACACUGUUGUACAAUUCUACUACUGGCACAGGGCAGAUGGACGGGGAACAGUUUGUAAUUGCAGCACUUCUUUUUUUUUGUUGUUCUUCAGAUCUGCUUUUGACUUCUUACAUAUUCUUUCGUCUGUUUUUUGCCAAGAACAGUCAGUUUUAUCUUCAACGAUGUACUAUUUCUAUUGUAUAGAAAAUAAUAAAGAACCAGGAAACACUGAAGUCCACAGGGCCUUUGAGCAGAUGUCACCAUGACAACAGACUCGAGGCUCUCCCUCACAAUGUUAAUCUUUAUGAGUUGUAUGUCACUUUUAUCUGUCCUUGGGCCAGGUUUGCUAAGAUUUUGCACCUGUUAUUUCUAGAGGGGAGCGAAACAAAAAGCCAAACUGAAAAGCAUGAAACAUUUUUACACACACAACUGUUUGUUAGACUUUGAUCCUUCCCGGUUGUGUAACACGCUUUGUUCCCUCUUGACAAUAACAUGCAAAAUUUGCACUUAUGCAAAUUCUGGUUAAACCUUGCUUCAUGCGUCUGGCGUCGGAACAGCACGCGGUAGUUAAAUAAGCAGAAUAUCUUUUUGUAUCCUUGAACUCCCCACAUGAGAUUCCUGUGGUACUUGAUCACAAAGGACAUUACUGAUCACGCCUGUUGUACAUGUAGCCAAAUUAAGUUACAAAGCAAAUGACUUUUUUUUUUUUUUUAAAGUCUUACUGUGUGUGCCACUGGACCUGCCUGUGAGAUGACUGGUUUCUGCUGUUGCCAGGGUGAUGUCUGUGGUCAAAAGGCACACCUUGUGGGGUUGCUACAUCAGUAAUAACGGGGCCAAUGGUAUGCUGUGGUUCACAGCAGGGUGAGAGUUGGCGACACAGUCAGCAAGGUGGAGCCAGUGUCUUUCAUUCAGCUGGUUUUAUUGGGGGGUGAGGGUGGGGAGGGGGCUCAGGGUGCUGUAUUACCAUGGCUCUGCCUCCGGGUGUUGCACUGUCACAUGUAGUGCACUGCCUGUUGAGCGUUCGGACGAGGGGAUGUACAUAAUUGUGUGCCUGUGAAAUUAAACAACUCCAUAAUGUUAGUGUUUUAUUGGUAAACUAGUCGGGGGAGGCAGGGACACAGCGGGAAAUAAUUUUAUUUUUCAAUUGUAUGUCUAGAUUUAUGAUCACAAUCAUUUAAAAAUGACUUUAUAGUUUGUGAGGGUAUAAAAGAUCGUUUACCUUCCCGUCACAAAAAUAAUGCAUUAUCUCAGUAUGAUGGGAAACAAAGAAACCACGAUAAUAUGUGAAUUAUGUAGAUUUCAUAUCUGAUAUCACUACAAGAAAAAUGGUUAAAAAUCUAAUGUUUUUACUGAGUUUUUGAUACAGUCUUAAACUUGUUUUAUGAAAAUAUAUUAAUAAAAUGUAAUACUAUUUGUAAAGCCUCA
Messenger RNA from Betta splendens (Siamese fighting fish), 4879 nucleotides. Its product is annotated as dystroglycan 1-like. The record is from RefSeq and is a predicted model, not a curated record. The coding region runs from base 615 to 3347 and encodes 910 amino acids. Gene Ontology annotation, biological process: nerve development; muscle attachment; axon guidance. Gene Ontology annotation, molecular function: laminin binding; calcium ion binding. The transcript has 3 exons. Gene Ontology annotation, cellular component: sarcolemma; dystrophin-associated glycoprotein complex; basement membrane. Lineage: Eukaryota; Metazoa; Chordata; Actinopteri; Anabantiformes; Osphronemidae.